UCUCAGACAAAUGGAGCUGUUAAACUGAUACCAGCAGCAAUGCCAAAACACACAAACAAAAAACUGACCUGCUGCCAACAGAAAUGCCAAAAAAAAAGAAAUGAUUGUGGUAUUUGUUUCCCAUCUGCAGCUGAUUGUCCUUGCAGUACAUAUAGGACAUUGCAGAAAAUACACGGAUCAACGUGAGGAGCUACAACGUGGAAACAGUACUAACAGGUAGCAGUGCUGUUUCCUACAACCCAUGGCUCUUACAAUUGUACAGUCUCUGUGUGAAAAUGAACAUUUUCAAUGAGAUCUGCACUGAGAAUGAACUGCUGACAUUACUUAUUUAGGGUCAAAGACUGAAAAUAGGAAAUGAGAAAAGUAAUGCGCAUUUGAUUUUAGACAUACAAAUAGCUGAUAGUGUAGUGUUGCACUUGGGUAAUUUGCAUUCCUUACUUGUGCACAAUCGGAGCACCUGGACAUGACUUGUGCCCGUUUGUCCUACCAGCAGGUAUUGAGACAUUCUCCUGGUAAUGACAGCCGCAAAUGUUUGACGUCACUGGCUUUGCCGGCUUGCAUUGUGAGCUCACUUUUCGUCACAGUUCCGGUGCUCUGUGAUGUCAGCCUAAUAAAGAAUGUGAAGUUUAAAGCUUUACAAACUGAAACUGGUUCUUGUUGGAUACACAUGGAGCGCGGUCUUAGAAACGUUACAGAAAACCCAUACCUGAAUGAGGAUGAACUACACAAGAAGUACUACCUAACGAGAGUGACUUCCAUGCCAACAUCCCUACCAGAAAUGAAAACAGUAGCACUGCAAACAUCAGUAGGUGUGGAAAGUCCACUGGCUUCCACUGUGGCUACAGUCUCUAUCCAGUUUCCUUCUGUACAUGGUGGUAUAGUUUCUGAUGAUUAUAGUUCAACACCAAGGCCCAGUGAGGUUACAGCAGCUAGCCAAUUCCUUUCAGUUCACCACCUUUCUCUGCAUUCAGUUCAUGCAACAAAUCCAUCUCUGCCUUCUGAGGAAAAUGUAAAACAAGCAAUAUUAGAUUCUGUACUACUUCGGAAAACUGAAAGUUCCACAUUAGUACUGAAGACAACAAAGGAAGAAACGGAGGUAAAUAAGCUUCAAGAAUCGUUAGGCACCUAUGAAGUUCCACUUGAAGAAACUGUAACCAAAGCUGAACAAGAUCUUUCAAGGCCUUCAGUAGCAGAGCCAGUAGCCACUGCAGUGGUACCUUCACUUUCUUACAAUGUUCAGGAGACUGAAUUAGACAUCACUCCUAACAAAACAGAAGUUCCACUUGUUGAGGCAGUUUCUGAAGCUAGACACGAACAACAGAAAUUUUCUGUAGAACAUGUUUCUGCUUCCAUAGUAAAGUCUGUACUGGACACUGUAUUAUCUCAGGAAACUAAACAUUCUGAAGUAUUACUUCUAAAUGCAGAACCAGAAGCAGAACUGACCACAGGGGUUCACUCCCAAUCACCAUCAACCACUUAUGAAAUACCUCUCCCUGUACCUUCUGUGAGAGCUGUAGACCACGAAACAUCUGACAAGUCAGACCAAGUGCCACAGCCAGAUGAGACUGAAGAGUAUCUAUCUAAAUACACUGUAGAAGAACAGGAUGAACAGAACAACUUUUCUAAAGAAUCUGCUUCUCCUGAAGCAAAGCUUGUCCAUCACCACUUUGUAAGUGAUACGAGUGGUCAUAUUUCACCUGUGCCAAGGAAUCAAACCCUGUAUCAUCAAGUAGAAGUGACUGUGGAUGUUGAAUACUUAACUAAGUCACAAGUUUCAGCUGCCACACAACAUGCCAAAGAAUCAAGAAAACUCAGACAAGUGUCACAACCUCUUUAUUGUGACUAUGAAGAUGUCAGUGCAGAGGUAACACUACUUCCAAAUACUACACAGUCACAACCUGGCCUAGCAAGAAAGUUCAAUCUACCCUCAGUCAGUGUUUACCAGGAAAUGCCUUCUGAGGAAUGUGGCAGCCAGAGCACGUUUUCUGCACCACGUCACAUAUUACAAGACUGUGAACCAAAAGAUAUAACUACUCAGAAACAAGAAUCUUCUUCAGCAAUCCACAGUCAUGCUGGCACUUCUCAAGACCAAACUACUGUGAAAACAUCGUACUCACCUAGGCCUCAUACUGGUUCUCGAAGAAAACACAGAAGUUGCAUGAGUAACUGCCAUCAUGUCGAGGAUUCUCCAGUAACACACAGCAGCCAGGUGACUAGCUGCUGUCACGUACAGGAUGUGGGCAAAGAAUGCCAUCAUUCUUUCAUUUCUACAACUAUUGUAGUAAAUCCCAAAUCUCCAGUACAACAAAUGCCAGCUCUCCAUAACAGUGAUGGUUUUUCUUCUCAAGAAAGUGCUGAAGAAACACCAAUUAACAUUAGAGUACCAUUGGAGGAGGAGGAGAAUUAGAAGCUCAGAAAUGAAGGCGGCCCAAAUUCUCUGCAGGGUCAGAGGAAUAAAGUCAUGCAGCAAAGAAGAUUUUCAUUGCUUCAUUUCAUCUCUGGCAAAGGACCUGCUUAUGCUUCACAAUAGCCUCUUUUCUGAGUGAACAUAACAUUUUAACACAAACACUGCAUGCUACAAAUAAAGAGUUGACCUGUAUUAUGA
Molecule: messenger RNA, 2605 nt
Organism: Protopterus annectens (West African lungfish)
Lineage: Eukaryota; Metazoa; Chordata; Ceratodontiformes; Protopteridae
Product: mucin-3A-like
Exons: 5
Coding region: 464-2407 (647 amino acids)
Source: RefSeq, a predicted model, not a curated record